AACAUGGUGGUCACCAGGUCGGGGCUGUCGGGGACCAGGCCCCAGGUCGCAUCAGGAAGCUCCCAGCAGAAGAGAUCUGCUCCUCAAGGAAAUGGGACAUGUCUAAAAAGCAAGAAAGAAUCUGAAUCCAAUGACAGAAGUACUGCUGUGUCACAGACUGCCAAGAAACAAAGUUCAGUCCUCUCUAGAAAGAGGACAAGUAGAAAUACAGUUCCACCAGCAGAGCUAACUGAACCAGCUACUGAUGCAGAGGCCUCUGAAGCAGAGUCUCAUGCUUCAGGGGUUUCUUCUGUGCUUGAGGUCCAGGAGCCCAUUAUAAGAAUAACUAGGAAGAGGCAGGUCGUAAUUGUACCCACCCCAAAGUCCAGUGUUAGGAAAAGGCAGAAAAUAACCCCUCAACAUGAAUCUCUCGAUCAAGAAGUUGUUUCUGAGGCAGAGUCUCAUGCUUCGGGGGUUUCAAUGGUUGUACCUUCCACAGAAAGACGAAGCAAAAGAAGUAAGCCUAAGGCUCAAAGAGAUUUAAGCCAAGAAUCACAGGCAGAAGCUAUGUCUGAUGGUGAGUCCUCAUGCUCCAGCAUUUCAUCAUUUGACAUUUCACCUAGGAGAACAGCCAGGAAUUUGCAGAAGAAAUUACAGGUCCAAAGUGAGAAGAAAAAUACUAAGAUUGUACCAGGAAAUAAAAAGAAAAUCGUGGGUACAUCUGUGAAUUCAGAGGACUCAGAUACUAGACAGACCUCUCAGUCACCAGCGAGACCACAUUCUCAGAUAAGUAGGCCAAAUUUCUCUAAUAAUGAAACUUACAAUAAUGACUUUGAUGAUUCCGUCCACAGAAAUUCAGAAAAACAAACAACACAAAACCACCAACGUUUACAUGUACAAGAAGAAAAAGAAGCCAGUGUCGCAUCUCUUACAGAAAUCAGGGAGGAGAACUGUAAGAGCCUGGAUGAAGAGGACACCAAAAUAAUAGAGGAAACAGAAAUUAAUAAGAAAGUUUCCCAGUUGAAUCUUUCUGAAGUUCCAGACACCAGCCUUCAGCAGUCAGUUUCUCAGAAUCAUUCAGACACCCUAAAUAGUGAAGCUGUAUCACAGCCUUCAAGUCUACAUUGUGAGGCUAUCAUAAAAUCACUAGAGCACAAGAUUGCAGUUGUGAAAAUACAAAGGUUGAAUGAAGAAAGAGUGGACAGCCUCAAAAAGAGUGACACAAUUCAGUGUCACAAAAAUGACACAAAAGACUGGACACAAUUCAGUGAUGGUGGCUGCAGUAAUGAGGAGCCCACAAGUGUAGAUGUCAGUGAAAACAACAGCCAAAGUGAUUUGGGUCUUGAAUGCAAUACCAAAGUAUGCAAGUCUGAGCUCAGUGUGUCUCAGGAUGUGGAUAGCUCUGUCUUAUUAUUUCUUAGCAGUGAUGAGAGCCAGCAGUCUGAAAACAGUGAGAAUGAAAAGGAUACUGUGAGCUCUGAGAACAGUGGCCAGAAGGAGUCUUCAAGGGGAGACUGGGAAGACACAGCAUGCGGUGGCCCGCUGUUCGUGAUCGACAGAACUCCUGGGCUGAGUGCCGAUAAAAAUUUUUACCUGGAAGACAAGACCCCCAGUGAAGUUGCUAUUGAGGAAGAAGAGGAGGAGGAGGAGGAUGAAAACAGUGAAGAAGAAUCAUCGGACGGUGAUGAAAAUAAAGAGUCGAGUGAUGAGGAAGACUUGUUGAGUAACACAAAGUCCAAGCUUCUGAAGUUGACAAGUAGCAGCAUAGAUCCUGGACUAAAUAUCAAGCAGUUGGGUGGUUUGUAUAUUAAUUUCAAUGUAGACAAGCCACAGCCUCACAAGAAAACCCUAACACAGAUUAAGGAGAAAAAGAAAAAUGAGCUUCUGCAGAAAGCUGUCAUUACACCUGAUUUUGAAAAAAACUAUUGUAUCCCAGCAUAUAGCGAAUCGAAGCAUCAAAUUCAGAAACAGCGCAGAAAAGAGCGACAAAAAACAGCUGGUAAUGGUUGGUUUGGCAUGAAAGCUCCAGAACUGACGGAUGAACUGAGAAAUGAUCUCAAAGCAUUGAAGAUGAGAGCAAGCAUGGACCCAAAAAGGUUUUACAAGAAAAAUGACAGAGAUGGUUUCCCUAAGUACUUCCAGGUUGGAACCAUCGUAGAUAAUCCAGCUGACUUCUACCAUUCAAGAAUUCCCAAGAAACAGAGGAAAAAGACUAUUGUGGAAGAACUGCUGGCUGAUUCUGAGUUCAGGAGAUUUAACCGAAGGAAGUAUUCAGAAAUCAUGGCUGAAAAAGCAGCAAAUGCAGCAGGAAAGAAGUUCCGGAAAAAGAAGAAAUUUCGCAAUUAAAAUCUUCAAAGCAAACAGCAUUUUAUAGAUUCCCCUCUAUUUGCUGAAGGUCAUCACAUAAUUUAUAUAAAUAAUAUAUAAAUAAAGUGAUUUUGUUUGGAAAUAAAGCUGACUGACAAAAUCA
Molecule: messenger RNA, 2449 nt
Organism: Phodopus roborovskii (desert hamster)
Lineage: Eukaryota; Metazoa; Chordata; Mammalia; Rodentia; Cricetidae
Gene: Dnttip2
Product: deoxynucleotidyltransferase terminal interacting protein 2
Exons: 7
Coding region: 4-2325 (773 amino acids)
Biological process (GO): RNA processing
Cellular component (GO): nucleolus
Molecular function (GO): RNA binding
Source: RefSeq, a predicted model, not a curated record